AUGCGGUCGUCCCUGGCGCGGCGUUUCUCCCCGGCCCGCCUGCCGCGGAGCGUAGCGAGGGCGCUGCUGGGGGCGGCGUGGGUGGCGGGAUGGGCGGGGCUGUGCGCGUGGGUGGUGUGGUUCGCGCACUCGCAGGCCGCCAAUCCGCGGCAGGAGGCGAUGCGAGCGUGGUGUCGCACGCGCGUGCGAUACCUCCAGCAGGACAUGCGAUCGUCCAUCGCCCGUGCGCAGGAGUCAAUUGGCCUGAUACACGCCCUGGGGCACUUUGGGCCGCGCAGCAGCAGCAACCUGAGCUACUGGGGGCUGGCGGGGUGCGUCAACAACGCGAGCAUGCUGGACUAUAACAACCGAGCAGAUGAAAUAGGCAACUACAGCACGGGCACCAUCAUUAUGGUGGUCACCGACCGAGACAGGCCCGUACUGGAGAGCAUCAUAGGGCAGCCAAUCCAGUCAGUGCUGGGCCUGCCCGCCCCAAGGAAGGAUCUGUACGGAGUGAACGUGUAUGGCAGCAUCAACCCCACCUUCCCAAUACAGUCCUACACCGACUUCUUGCCUCUCGUCCCUCCGGAACUCCUCACCAACCUGCUGAGAGGGCAUGCCAUCGCCGGCGCGCCGGUCUCCACUGGACCCGGAUACGUGGCAAUUGUGUUUGUCGUUCCCAUCUUCCGCCAUCCUCCACCAGCCCGUGCAUCUUUGCAAGAGAUCCGAAACAGCAUCAGCAUUGCGUGGGCCGGUGUGGUUCAUUUGGAAUGGAGGGCGCGAGAAUUACUGCGCAUGCUUGAAAAUGGCAGCAGCACAUACUCAUUUGCCAUGUAUGACAACACAGAACCACGCAUGCUGAAGCAGAUAUACGGCCCAGACGAGCCACGAUUGGAAACCGGCUCUGCCUUUCCCUUUGUGCUGCCCACAACUACGGUUGUGCCACCCGAGCAUGUGGAGCCUUUUCCCGAGAGCAUGAUGGGACGCACAUUCGAAGCCCACUGCAGGUUCCAGGUUCCCCCACCUGCUUGGGACCUUGUGUAUGCUCCCAUGCUGCUGGGCCUGCUGGUGCUGCUAGUGGCAGUGCUUCUGUCCACCGUGAUUGUGGUGUUGGCUUGGAAACGGAGAAAUCUAGAGGAGGAUGUGAAAAAGAUUCAGCUCUGCACGGCCAUCUUGGAGAGAGCUGAGCGGUCCAAGAGUGAGGCGGUGGCCAGCACGUCGCAUGAGCUGCGCACCCCAAUCAUUGGCAUGAUGGGCAUGAUAGAAGAGCUACUGGAGUCGCCAUUGGAGGAGUGGCAGCGGGCCGACCUGGUAGAUGCGAGGGCGUGUGCGGGCGAGACGGUGGAGCUCAUCAACCGAGUGUUGGACCUCGCCAAGCUGCAGGCCGGCAGGCUGCAGCUCGAGACUCUCCCCUGCUGCCUGCGCCGCAUCGUGCGCGAGGCAACUACAUUUGCGCCAGGGAAGAACUUACCAGUGACAGUCCAUGUGGAUGACAGCGUUCCAGAAACGCUACACGGCGAUCCAACUCGGCUCUUGCAAGUCAUGGCAGAACUUGUCGCAAGUGCCAUGAACAACACAGCAACGGGCCACAUAACCAUCCGCCUCUGGUGCAUCCCUCCUCCACACGUCGCCAGCACGCCACCUCCACUCGCUGCUGCCUCAGGCGCCACGCAAGCCUCUUCUAACCCGCCCCCACCCGCCUCAGCGUGGCAUCAGCUGGCCGGCUGUGUGCGGCGCUUCCCUCCUCCCACCCGCCUGCUCUGCCUCCCCCAGCACCGCCCGGCCAGCCAAGGGGGGCCUAUGGGCAACAAGGGUGAGCAGCGGUGGUGUGGGCAGGUGUGCAGCAGAGACGGUGUAGGCAGUGCAGAUGACAGGCACGGGGGGGGUGGGCGGUUGGAGGAGGAGGUGAGGGAGUGGGUGGAGGGGGCGUGUGCGGUGAGGGAGGAGGACGAGUGGAUGGUGGUGGUGGCGUGUGAAGACACGGGCGGUGGUAUGCCACCCGAGGAGCUGUGGGGGUUGCUGGACCCACAUGUCAUGUACGGCAGCGGGCAACAUAAAGUCAUGGAGAGAAUACGGUCGCUGGGGAGGGCAGAGUCAUGGAAGAGCCUGGGGAGGGCAGAGUCAUGGCGGAAAAGGGAGCGCAGCACGUGGGAUCCGAUGCAGCGCGAUCGCAAGGCAGCUGCAGGGCCCCGCUGGACGCCCUACCCUGUUCGCUUCCUGCUCUCCACCUCCCUU
Messenger RNA from Closterium sp. Naga37s-1, 2214 nucleotides. NCBI's taxonomy places the organism in Eukaryota, Viridiplantae, Streptophyta, Zygnematophyceae, Desmidiales, Closteriaceae. The record is from the annotation of a GenBank genome assembly.